Molecule: messenger RNA, 3855 nt
Organism: Hipposideros armiger (great roundleaf bat)
Lineage: Eukaryota; Metazoa; Chordata; Mammalia; Chiroptera; Hipposideridae
Gene: GRID2
Product: glutamate ionotropic receptor delta type subunit 2
Exons: 8
Coding region: 61-1773 (570 amino acids)
Biological process (GO): monoatomic ion transport
Cellular component (GO): membrane
Molecular function (GO): signaling receptor activity; ligand-gated monoatomic ion channel activity
Source: RefSeq, a predicted model, not a curated record
UGCUGGAAUCCUGUCACAGGGCUGAAUGGGUCACUAACUGACAAGAAACUGGAGAAUAACAUGCGUGGAGUGGUUCUCCGUGUGGUGACUGUUCUGGAAGAACCUUUUGUAAUGGUCUCAGAAAAUGUCUUGGGUAAGCCGAAGAAAUACCAGGGCUUCUCCAUUGAUGUCUUGGAUGCCUUAUCUAACUAUCUGGGUUUUAACUACGAAAUUUAUGUUGCACCGGAUCAUAAGUAUGGAAGCCCACAAGAAGAUGGGACAUGGAAUGGCUUGGUAGGAGAACUAGUCUUUAAGAGAGCCGACAUAGGGAUUUCUGCUUUAACCAUCACCCCAGAUCGUGAAAAUGUGGUGGACUUUACAACACGUUACAUGGACUACUCAGUGGGAGUACUGCUUCGAAGAGCUGAAAAGACAGUGGAUAUGUUUGCCUGUCUUGCACCAUUUGAUCUCUCUCUAUGGGCUUGCAUUGCUGGCACAGUCCUUCUGGUGGGUCUUCUGGUCUACCUGUUAAACUGGCUUAAUCCCCCACGAUUACAGAUGGGAUCAAUGACUUCGACUACUCUCUACAACUCAAUGUGGUUUGUGUAUGGAUCGUUUGUACAGCAAGGUGGGGAGGUCCCAUACACAACUCUGGCUACCCGAAUGAUGAUGGGGGCUUGGUGGCUAUUUGCUUUGAUUGUCAUCUCAUCUUAUACAGCAAACCUUGCUGCUUUCCUUACUAUCACCCGCAUUGAAAGCUCCAUCCAGACUCUUCAGGACCUUUCUAAGCAGACAGACAUCCCUUACGGCACAGUCCUGGACUCUGCAGUGUAUGAGCAUGUGCGCAUGAAGGGAAUGAAUCCUUUUGAAAGGGACAGCAUGUAUUCCCAAAUGUGGAGGAUGAUCAACCGAAGCAAUGGAUCAGAGAAUAACGUCCUGGAGUCCCAAGCAGGCAUUCAAAAGGUAAAAUAUGGAAAUUACGCUUUUGUGUGGGAUGCAGCUGUAUUGGAAUAUGUGGCUAUCAAUGACGCAGAUUGUUCCUUUUACACCAUUGGAAAUACCAUUGCUGAUCGGGGAUAUGGAAUUGCAUUGCAACAUGGCAGUCCUUACCGGGAUGUAUUUUCACAAAGGAUCCUGGAGCUUCAGCAGAAUGGGGACAUGGACAUCCUGAAGCACAAAUGGUGGCCAAAGAAUGGCCAGUGUGACCUGUACUCUUCAGUGGACACUAAACAGAAAGGAGGUGCUCUGGACAUAAAGAGCUUUGCAGGGGUCUUUUGUAUCCUGGCUGCUGGAAUUGUCCUCUCCUGUUUUAUCGCCAUGCUGGAGACGUGGUGGAACAAGAGGAAAGGCUCCAGGGUUCCCUCAAAAGAGGAUGACAAGGAAAUUGACCUGGAGCACCUCCAUAGACGUGUAAAUAGCUUGUGCACAGAUGACGACAGCCCCCAUAAACAGUUUUCCACCUCGUCCAUUGACUUGACCCCUCUGGACAUUGACACUUUGCCAACACGACAAGCACUGGAGCAAAUCAGUGAUUUCAGGAACACUCAUAUUACCACAACCACCUUUAUCCCAGAGCAGAUCCAGACGCUUAGCCGCACACUGUCGGCGAAAGCUGCCUCUGGUUUCGCUUUUGGCAACGUGCCUGAGCACCGAACUGGCCCUUUUAGGCACAGGGCACCUAACGGGGGCUUUUUCAGGAGUCCUAUAAAAACAAUGUCAUCUAUUCCUUAUCAACCAACUCCUACCCUGGGGCUCAAUCUGGGUAACGAUCCCGACCGAGGCACCUCCAUAUGAGCAUUCAACAAAUCUCUUCACUGUUUCUUUCGUAGGACUCCCUUUGCAAGGAGCGCCUAUAAUGUUGUGGGACUAACAUGGAUGUAACUUUUUUUUUUUCUUAAUCAGGAUUAUUAGUAACAAUUCUAGUUCUUUCUCCCCACCUUCUCCCUCCUCUCUCCUCUAUGCCUUUCUCUGUCUUUUCUCCCUCUCUCUUCCCAUACAUUUCCCUCCACUUUUUUUUUUCGUCACUCAACUUGUUCCCCUAAGAAGAUAGUACACUAGGAUCCUAUUAGUCCGCUUUUCAUAUACUGUACUUCAAGUAUAGGAAAUGUGCGCUGAGUAUACUAAAAGUAUAUGCAGGAUUAAUUUUACAUAAAGGCCUCUUACGUAACAUUUCUCUAUUUUUAAAGACAUAAUUGCAAUAACUUCAGUCUUUUUACAUUCUUCUGCUGCGUCCAUACAAUGCUCCACUGCUGUUGAGUGUCCUUUAACUGUGGACCAAAGGCAACCCCUGCAGUGUGUUUAUAAAACAAUUUGAAGACCAUUCAGGCCACAUAAUCUGAGAAUGCAAUUUUGUAGGACUACAAAACAAGCCAUUAAUAUGCCAGUCAAGACUACAGUUAAAACUACUCUCGCACUGCAACAGUGCAUAUGACCUUUAUGUGAUUGUACAGUAUUAAAAGUUUUUUCUUAUGUACAGUAAACUUUAUCAUAUGGCAGAAGCCUCUAUUGUGUUAAAUAAAUUAGUAUCUCAUACAUAUACAUAUAUAUAUGCACCUAUAUAAUGUGUAUAUAUAUUGAAAGGCGGCCAUUGCUAUUGCAAUUCAUUUAAUAAAGCUUUAGUUUAAAAAACAACAGGAUUGUAUGCAGGAACUAUGUUUAGUGCAGGGGGUCUUUUCAGUUAGAAAAGGCAGGUUGCUUUAAUGUUAUUCUGACUCGCAUUGUUUGCCAACAGAGAAUAUUUUAUACUUUUGUUAUUAAAACAUCCAGGGCGAUUAAAUAUUUGUUCCUAGAUGUAAGUCAUGUGAGUAGGUUUUGCAUUUGUUAUUCAGCAGUGUACAAAGCUAACCUUGAUAACUUUACUUUUAAUUAAUUAUCUAAAUGGAAAAUGCUAUUAGCUGAACCAUGUCCACAACAGCACAUAGAGCUCGAUAAGAGUUUAAACAUAGAUCAUUGAAGGCUAAUAAAUUCGCUUCCAAAGCAGUAAGCCAAUUAAUACAACUGUAGUUGGGGAGAAAUGGGAGCCCUUAAAAAAUUGAUGUGGCCUUAAUUACCGUCAUACAUUAUCCUAAAGAAGAAAAUAUAAUAACCAUAUUGGGCUCUCAACUGAACCCCCUUUUUAUAUUCAGUUCUACUUGGAGGAGUUAUGUAUUUUUUACAUUAGUGCCAAGUGUGUAGAAGGAUGACGCAAAAACAGUGCCUCUUUGCGCACAACCUUUUAAAGUAGCAUUCUUACCUGUUAGAAACGUAGCCUGAACUUCAUUUGUAAUCCUCAAAUUAAAAUGUGGUAAGUAGGAAGCAAGAACUUAUCCUGUGUUCUUACACAGCCAUACACUUAUUUUAAUCUAAUUCAUUCUGUGGCUAGGAUUGAUGUAGGCAUCAAUCUAUGUGAUUUGCUUUAGGAGAAAUUAAAGGUAUAUUAUAUUUUGAUGCUAAUUAUGUUCUGGGGAGCAUCUUGUACUGUCACUGUUUUUGUACUAAAUCUUCAAAUAUUGUCUACUGUGUAAGGCAGAAAAAUUUCUUAUCAUGCAAAAACCAUUUUGUUUCCAGGGUAACAAGUACCUAAGUGCAUGCACAACUUGUUUUCCCUUGUAACGUUCAUGAUCUCAUCCAUGACUCUGAUUUUAAAACAAAACAAAAUAACAAAAAAAAAUCUUUAUGAAAAGCUAUAUAGGGACAUUCCAGAUGUUGCAGUGAUUUUAGCUAUCAAACUGUUAACCAUGUACAAUAUUUAAAAUAGGCCUAUUUUGAUGUAUUGCCUAUUAUAUAAAUACACAAAAACACUUUUUGGAGGCCUCAGUUAUGAGUGGCAGAGCUUUCUGUGUAUAAUUUGUCUAAAUAAUUUGUCUAAUAAAAAUGUUUUCUAAACUUGCUCUCAUA